Messenger RNA from Pollicipes pollicipes, 2121 nucleotides. RefSeq names its product beta-1,3-galactosyltransferase 5. Gene Ontology annotation, cellular component: Golgi membrane. Bases 47 to 1219 code for a protein of 390 amino acids. Gene Ontology annotation, molecular function: hexosyltransferase activity. The record is from RefSeq and is a predicted model, not a curated record. Gene Ontology annotation, biological process: protein O-linked glycosylation. NCBI's taxonomy places the organism in Eukaryota, Metazoa, Arthropoda, Thecostraca, Pollicipedomorpha, Pollicipedidae. The transcript is spliced from 4 exons.
ACGCCCGGCCACGCCGUUUGUUGCGGCGGCGUGCAGCAUCAACGGCAUGACGUUGCGCACGUGGAUCGACGAGCAGGUGUGCCGGCUGAUGCCCGAGCGGAGCGACAAGGGCUUCUACACAGUGUCGCGCUCGGCGCCGGCGGCCGCGCCUCCGGGCCCGGUGGUGCUGAUGACCUGGGGCCGACCUGAGGACGAGCCGCGGCCGCGCCGACUCUACAUGGCCGCUCACAGCGACCCGCCGGCGCCCGAGCCCAAGCCGCGCCGCCUCGGCUGCUGCCAGAUCGCGGCCGCCGUCAUCGCCCUGCUCGCCUUCUACGUGCUGCUGCUGAUGGGCAUCCUCUACGCCACGGGCUCGGUGGACGCCCUGGUGGCCGGGUCGGAGGGGCGUCAGCGCGUGGACGCGGCGUGCGCCGGCGUGCGGCCCUACCUCGCCGCGUUCGUGCACUCGGCGCCGACGCACGGGCUGCAUCGCGCCGUGGUGCGGCGCACGUGGGGCUCUGUGCGCGACGUGGACGGCGCCGCCGUGCGCGUGGUGUUCGUGGUGGGCCGCGCGACUGGUGCCGGCGCCGAGGCCCUGCAGGCCGACCUGGACGCGGAGGCGCGCCGCCACGGCGACCUGGUGCAGGCCGACUUCGUCGACACCUACCGCAACCUGACGGUCAAGCACCUGGUCAGCUUGCGCUGGAUGCUGACACACUGCGGGCAAGCGCGCUUCAUCGUGAAGGCCGAUGAUGACGCGUACCUGGACGUGUUCCAGCUGGUGCGGUUCAUGCGGCGCACGCACGGCGACGCGGCACCCGGCGCGCUCGUCUGCAACGUGCUUCCGGCCGGCACGCCCGUGCAGCGCGCCGGAAAGUGGGCCGUCACGCCGGACGAGUUCGCCGCCGCCGGCUACCCGCGCUUCUGCGGCGGCCUCCUGUACCUGGCUGGCCCCGAGACGGUGGCGCGCCUGUACCGCGCCGCGCGCCGCGACCCCCACCCGCUCUGGGUGGACGACGCGUUCGUCACCGGCCUGGCGGCCGAGCGCGCCGGCGUCGAGCACUUCUACAUGAACUUGCGCUACACGUACGACCUGGACGAGCUGCGGCACUGGGCGGCGAGCCGUCAGCCGCGGCCGCUGCCCUACAUGGUGGGCCACAUGGAUGCGGAGGCGGGCGGCUGGGCGGCGCUGGCCGACCGGCUCUGGCAGAAGACGCUGCUGACGAGCCAGUCGGCGUGACGGCGUCGUCACGGGACGCCGGACGACCCGUCACGGACGACCCGGGUGGCGGGAGCUGCCCUGGACAUGAGCCGCUCUGGGCAUUGCACUGAUCGUGACAGCGCAGCAUACCCGAGACACUGAAGGUCGGGAUGGCGAGCCCCUGCUGCUCUUGGGUCGUUGGGGUUGGUGAGGUACGUGACCUAGGAUCUCAAGCGGCACAUGUAGUCAUGUUACGAGUGUGCUCUUGACACCGGCGUUUGUGUGCGUGCGCAAGUCGAGUGCUUUAACCAAUGCUGCUGGCUAACGACGACAUCGGUGCGGCGCGCGUCGGCAGAGCCAAAAGCGUUGGUGAUGCUUACCACGCUAGUGUUAGUAUUGGUGAUGCUUACCGCGCCAGUGUGAGUGUUGGUGAUGCUUACCGCGCUAGUGUGAGUGAUUGUGACGCUUACCACGCCGGUGUGAGUGACGAUGAUGCUUACUACGAAAGUGCGAGUGAUGGUGAUGCCUACUACACAAGUGUGAGUAAUGGUUGAGCUGACCAGAAGAUGGCUGUAUGGCCACAGAUCAACCGGGAUGGAAGACUAUAUGGCCACGGAUGAUCCGGGAUGGACUAGCGUAAAGCGCCAGUCAUAGUCAGAGCUCGAACGGGGUCCGAUGCUGUUUACGUGAUAGCCGCACGAUCUUGUAUCGUUUCCGUGUUAGUUCGUCCAGGUGGCUCGAUGUACCGCCAUUGUACCCACGUCUAUAAGGUGCAAAUUAGCUAUCCGUGUAGCAAUAAGCAAAACCCGUCAGGUAACUGUGCCUGCUAAUAACACAUGAUACUUAGAAUUAGGUUGCACCAUUUAAGUGUGUUACUUGCAUCAUAAUCACCGAGUGCGAAUAUCACGAAUUUACAUCUGAAGUGUUGUAAUACAACAUCA